UCCCAAGUUAAUACUCCACGCGAUCUCCCCCGAAGUCGGUCCGAAGAUUUGGCCGAUUUGCUGAGAUAGUCACCCGGUUCAUUAGGGGAAUUGGAUUUGGAAUCGAAAUUGAAAGUGCUUUGUUGUCUUCGACACUCGAUAUUCAGCUGGGUGUUGCCAGCGAAGGCCUUUUGCGAUUGCAUUCAGGGUUUAAUCGAUUCGAAAUAGCUGGCCCCACAAAAGCCAAUCAGCGGAUACAAUUCAACAUGAAAGUGCUGCAACGCGUGCUCUUAGUCGGCUCCCUGAUAUUGGGAGUGGGUAUGGUGAGGUCGCAGGACUAUCAGGAUUACCAGGAGAACACACCACGGACGGCUCCACUCCGCCUGCGAGCCAAUUCAGCUCCCGCACGGGCCGAAACGCCACGAGCUGAUCCAGUGGCCAUCCUUAAGCAGAUUAACAAGCACAAUGAAGACGGCUCCUACACGUAUGGAUAUGAAGGCGCCGAUGGCUCCUUCAAAAUCGAGACAAAGUUAGCCACCGGCGAAGUCAAGGGAAAAUACGGAUAUGUGGAUGAAACCGGCAAGGUUCGAGUGGUAGAGUACGGUGCCAAUAAGUACGGCUUCCAGCCCUCCGGAGAAGGCAUCACAGUGGCUCCACCCACAUUGGUAGACGAAACGGCCAAGGAGGAACCAGACUACGCGGAUGAGCCGGUACCACAGCGUCCUCAGAAGCCCUAUCGCGUUCAGCGUCCCCAGCCACGCCCACAGCCCCGCCCGCAACCCCAACCACAGCCGCAGUACGUGCAAUAUGAGGAGGAGGAGGAGCCGCAACGUCGGGUUCAGUAUGCACCACAGCCGCAGCCACAGCCACAACCUCUGCCGCAGCCACAGCAUCUGCCACAGCAGCACCACCAACCGUCGGUGGGUCCGGCACCGCCACGAAUCCAAAUUCCCGGUGCCCAGCGCACCACCGAUGUGCUAUACUCGCCACUGCAGCGUCCCGCUCGCCCCGAACCGGAUUAUUCGCAAUCGCAGAGUUUCGGAGAUGGACCUUCGAACGUGCGGAUUUCCCGGCCCGUUUACGCCCUGCCCCCCGCAUCCCCAGCUCCGAGUAGCGCCCGUGCUCAGGGAUUCCUGGCUCCCGCCUCCGGAGGACGUCCACUCCUGGAACCGGUGGGCUUCGGCCAAUCCCAGGGGCCCAUCGCUCGACCUGUGCAGCAGCAGCAGCCGAGCUACCAGCCACAGCCGCAACCACAGUCCCGCAGCGGCGGAGGAGGUGGCUCAGGAUUGCUGGACCAGUUAGCCAGGGACUACGCCCUGCCACAGGGAAAUGCCCAGCCGCUGCACGACAUCACCUUCGGCUACUACUGAGCUGCGAGAUGAGAGGUGGUUGCAGUCCCCAUCCUCCUGAAUAACCCAGAGAUUCCUUGCUUCUAGGUCCUAAUCGCACUGGUGUGC
Drosophila rhopaloa is the source of this 1436-nucleotide messenger RNA. RefSeq names its product tyrosine-protein phosphatase non-receptor type 23 (gene Cpr97Ea). The transcript is spliced from 4 exons. Gene Ontology annotation, cellular component: chitin-based extracellular matrix. Bases 246 to 1349 code for a protein of 367 amino acids. Gene Ontology annotation, molecular function: structural constituent of chitin-based larval cuticle. Lineage: Eukaryota; Metazoa; Arthropoda; Insecta; Diptera; Drosophilidae. The record is from RefSeq and is a predicted model, not a curated record.